Trypanosoma brucei brucei TREU927 is the source of this 2112-nucleotide messenger RNA. RefSeq names its product fatty acyl CoA synthetase, putative. NCBI's taxonomy places the organism in Eukaryota, Euglenozoa, Kinetoplastea, Trypanosomatida, Trypanosomatidae. The record is from RefSeq and is a predicted model, not a curated record. The coding region runs from base 1 to 2112 and encodes 703 amino acids. The transcript has a single exon. Gene Ontology annotation, molecular function: long-chain fatty acid-CoA ligase activity. Gene Ontology annotation, cellular component: membrane; endoplasmic reticulum.
AUGGGUGGCUGCGUUGCAUCCCUUAUUGAGAGCAGAAACACAAAAUCUCUUGUCGAUAACGAUGACAUUCUGCAAUACAACAAACUGCCAUGCCAAAUCCGUGUAGUUGCGGGAACAGAACGGGAGGAUGCAUCACCGGUCUACCGUAAGUUUGACGUUACUGAUGAGGAUUUCGAAAAGAUGUCACAUGAUGCGUACCAUGGGGAGCCACUAAUACAACUAAUCCGUGAGAUUUGUGGGCUACGGGGGGAGAAGGUUGCAAUGGCCUACCGCAAUAUGCAGCGGGUAGAGAGAAAUGUGGUGAAGGAUGCGAGCGGCAAGUCAAAAACGAUGGAUAUGUAUGUUUUCUCACCGGGGCGCCGAAAUAUAAGCUAUAAGCAGCUUUGGGAAACCGUCGAAAAUUUUUCUAAAGGUCUCUGUGAAAUUGGGCUUCAGGAGCGACAAUGCCUUGCUCUGUUUGAAGAGACGCGUUGGGAGUGGUAUGCGUCGUUGCUUUCCGCCUGGUGCCACAACAUGAUUGUGGCAACAGUGUACGCCAAUCUGGGUGAGGAUGCACUCCGUUACGCGUUAAGGGAAGCUCAAUGCGGCUGCAUCAUCUGUAACGGGAAGAAUGUCCCCGUACUCCUUGACAAAGUGAAGUUGAAAGAAAUGGGAAAUCCAGUGGUUAUUUACUUGGAUGAUUUACCCACUAACGUAGAUAUUAUGGACCUAAGGGUGUACAAAUGGUCUACCGUGGUGGAGAUGGGUGCGAAGAGCGAAAAGGCUCAGUUAAACAUCCCAACUUGUGAAAAUUGUGAUGAUACCGCUCUUAUCAUGUACACAAGCGGCACUACGGGGGAUCCAAAGGGUGUAGUGCACACACACGGAAGCCUUGCUAGUGGCGUCUAUGCGCUCAGCAUUCGACUGUCCGAAGUAUUUGGUGACCCACGAGAUGACGAAACGUACUGCUCGUACCUUCCUUUGGCCCACAUUAUGGAACUGGCUGUGCUGUCAAUCCUUAUGCUCAGGGGAUGCCUCAUUGGUUUCGGUUCUCCUCGAACAAUUACCAACACUUUUUCUAAACCACACGGUGAUUUGGUCGAAUAUCGACCGUUUGUUCUCUCUGCUGUCCCGCGUGUGUUCGAUACCAUUAAAAAAAAUGUUGAGGCAAUGCUACCCAGUCCCGGGUCAAUAAAGCGUACAGUCUUUGAAAGGGGAUAUCAGGCCCGUCUCAAGGCUCUGAGGGAUGGGAAGGAGACUCCCUACCUCAAUGAAAAAGUUUUCAAUAAGGUCCGUCAGGCAACAGGUGGGAAUGUGCGGCUUUACUUUUCUGGUGGGGCGCCACUGUCUCCAGCUACUCAGGAGUUCAUCAACGUGGUACUGGGGACUGUUAUUCAGGGUUGGGGCCUAACGGAGACUGUGUGUUGUGGAGGGACUCAGUUCCCAGGCAGCCUCGAGUCCGAAAGUAUUGGUCGGAUGAUCGACACUGUGGAGUUGCGCCUUCUCGACACUCCCGAAUAUCGGCAUACGGAUAAACCAGAACCUCGUGGAGAAAUUUUGUUGCGCGGGCCAUUCCUCUUUAAAGAGUAUUACAAACAGAAGGCCCUGACGGAGGAGGUUAUUGAUUCCGAGGGAUGGUUCCACACGGGUGAUGUUGGCUGCGUUUCGAAAAACGGUACCUUGCGCAUCAUUGGUCGCGUGAAGGCCCUUGUAAAGAAUUCCAACGGCGAGUAUUUGGCUUUGGAGUCCUUGGAGGCCACUUACGGGCAAAACAAGUUGUGCACACCAAACGGCGUGUGUGUGCUCGUUCAUCCACAGCGCAGUUAUAUAGCUGCACUGGCCCUCACAACAGAGCAACUUAUCAUGCCCUUCGCAAAGGAGCAUAAAAUCCGCGGAACAUAUCCCGAGAUACUCGAAAAUGUUGAACUCCGCAAGAAGGUGUGUGAAUCAUUUCAAGAAACUGGAAGGGCCGCUGGAAAGAAAAGCUUCGAAAUUGUGCGGGACGUGCGCCUACUGAGUGAUGAAUGGACCCCAGAAAAUGGGGUUCUAACAGCGGCCGCCAAGUUGAAGAGGCGAAUCAUUGAUGAACGUUACAAAGAACUGAUCGAAGAGAUAUUCCGCAAUGAUGUUUGA